Molecule: messenger RNA, 669 nt
Organism: Fraxinus pennsylvanica
Lineage: Eukaryota; Viridiplantae; Streptophyta; Magnoliopsida; Lamiales; Oleaceae
Source: the annotation of a GenBank genome assembly
AUGCUCACAGCCAUAAUUUUAUUAUCAUUUGUGGUGUUGCUUGUCACAAUCCUCCACAUAUAUGCAAGAUACGUCCUGCGCCGCCAAGCACGGCGUCAGGCCGCCCUGCAUCACCUAGGCUUCAUUACAAGCGCCGCCAAUGUCCAGUCGAUGGAGCUACCAAGGACUGGCCUCGACCCUUCUGUCAUGGCUUCGUUGCCCAUAUUUGUGUUCAAGCAAACAAAUGGAAAUGAGAGCGAUGAAAUGGGGUCAAGUUCAAUGGAGUGUGCAGUUUGUUUGAGCAUGUUAGAGGAUGGUGAAAUGGCUAGGACCUUGCCAAAUUGUAAGCACACUUUCCAUGCUGAGUGCAUUGACAAAUGGUUUGGAUCAAACUCAACCUGCCCCAUUUGCCGGACAGAGGCCGAGCCCCGGCUGGUGGCGGAGCCACGGGAGGGCAUCGCCGGUGCCACAGGAGCUCUGCCCUCGGCUCCGCCACUCCAUGGUAGUAACUCUAUCAUUAUAACAAGCAUGGAAGGGACAUCAGAUGGUGGAAUUUUUUCCUCAGCUAAAAUUGUUGGAUCAAGUUCAAGAUUAAGUUCAUUCAGAAGAAUUCUUAGUAGGGAAAGAUCGUCUCGAAGAAUCCAAUCCUGUGGUCAAGAAGAUGGCUUACCAGAUCUUGAGAGGCAAUAA